CUAUGGGUCUCACACAUUUUAAAAGUGGAACCAAGUGUCUGUAGGAGUUGUGUGUGCUGGGAACACUUUAUCUGAAACACCGGAAUCGCGCUCUCUGUGGAGAUUGCCGAGGAUCAUGCCGAAGUUUUACUGUGAUUACUGUGACACCUACCUAACACAUGACUCGCCAUCAGUGAGGAAGACCCACUGCAGUGGCCGAAAACACAAAGAAAAUGUAAAAGAUUACUACCAGAAAUGGAUGGAGGAGCAGGCUCAGAGCCUCAUUGAUAAAACAACGGCUGCCUUCCAGCAAGGAAAGAUUCCUCCCACACCGUUCCCAGGCGGUCCUCCCCCAGGUGGUCCUCCUCGACCAGGCAUGCUGCCCACACCCCCCAUGGGAGGUCCGCCUAUGAUGCCCAUGAUGGGACCUCCACCACAUGGAAUGAUGCCAGGAGGACCAGGAGGCAUGAGGCCGCCGAUGGGAGGACCCAUGCAGAUGAUGCCAGGACCGCCACACAUGAUGCGUCACCCUCGACCCAUGAUGAUGCCAGUCAGGCCGGGCAUGAUGCGACCAGACAGAUAAGAGCGAGCCGAGCGACUCCCUUCUUUGUUGCCAUGAACAGACGCUGUCUAGUGAGGACACUCGCUGUCACACUUUGAUUUGUGGAUACAACUUUCUAAAGUCUCAGACGUCUUCAACCACAAGAUCCCUGUUACGUCAUACAUCUACUCAGUUUUUUACUGGAGCCAUUGUAUUUAUGUCAACUCAUCUUUUUAGAUUUCAUCAUAAAAGCCUCUUUUACCUGGAAAGUAACAUCUUCUUUGAGAGUGUUCAGAUCCUAAAAUCAUCCCUCACUUUGACAAACUGUUCAGCAGGCAGAUUUCUGAAGCCUGUUUGAUUUACUUGUG
Molecule: messenger RNA, 888 nt
Organism: Notolabrus celidotus (New Zealand spotty)
Lineage: Eukaryota; Metazoa; Chordata; Actinopteri; Labriformes; Labridae
Gene: snrpc
Product: small nuclear ribonucleoprotein polypeptide C
Exons: 6
Coding region: 116-562 (148 amino acids)
Biological process (GO): mRNA splicing, via spliceosome; mRNA 5'-splice site recognition; spliceosomal snRNP assembly
Cellular component (GO): nucleus; U1 snRNP
Molecular function (GO): pre-mRNA 5'-splice site binding; zinc ion binding
Source: RefSeq, a predicted model, not a curated record